Molecule: messenger RNA, 837 nt
Organism: Pseudocercospora fijiensis CIRAD86
Lineage: Eukaryota; Fungi; Ascomycota; Dothideomycetes; Mycosphaerellales; Mycosphaerellaceae
Exons: 1
Coding region: 1-837 (278 amino acids)
Molecular function (GO): hydrolase activity
Source: RefSeq, a predicted model, not a curated record
AUGGCCACUCCAACAUCUUUUCUAGUGCUCUCAGACACCCACAACUUCGAACGCGAUGCCUCGCAGCCCUACCCCCUCUGCCAAAAAAUCCCGAAAGUCGACGUCGUCCUCCACUGUGGCGAUCUUACACAAGUCGGUGGCGUCGGUCCAUACAAGAGAGCUCUCAAAAUGCUCGGCGAUCUUGAUGCGGAGCUCAAACUGGUCAUUGCAGGCAAUCAUGAUCUGAGCCUGGACAGCGAGUACUGGAAAACACAGCCAGAAGAAGACCAAGAAGACGAAAAGGACGACCACAAGGAGGCCGUAGACAUUAUGCAGGGAUCUCUUGCCAAAGCCGCGAAUGUCACUUACCUUACGGAGGGGUUGUAUACCUUUUCGCUCAAGAAUGGCGCUACCUUCAAAAUCUUUGUCUCGCCCUACCAGCCGGAGUGUGGAGAGUGGGCGUUUGGUUACAAGCGAGGCGAAAAGCGCUGGAAUAUUCCGACAGAAGCUGAUAUUGUCAUGACGCAUGGUCCUCCGCAAGGUAGUCUUGACUUUACCGGAAGUGAGCAUGCUGGCUGCGAAGAUCUGCACAAAGCUAUUGAGAGCACUCAACCCUUGAUGCAUUGCUUCGGGCACAUCCACGAAGGUUACGGCGCUAUGAUGAAGGACUGGGCGAAUGAUGGCGAGAUCUCUGCACAAGAUGCAAAGUCGAUCGAGUUCUCAAAGGCAGGCACGGAUGAGAAGGUAGUCACAGCUUCGCAUGCUCGAGGCCAAAACACUCUCAUGGUGAACGCUGCGAUCAUGGACGAAGGAAACAAGCCAGUCAACGCGCCAUGGUUCGUGAGGCUUCCGCUUUGA